AUAAUUAGUUAGUUAUUUACCAAUGAAGAACGACUCUUUCUCUCGCUUCGCCUCCAAGAUCGACGACCUGUUCCGGCUGCUUGCUGCAGAGACGAUCGAAUUAUCAGAUGUUGCAGCGAGAUCUUCGCCUGAGGUACCGCAGAAAGAAUUAAAAGAUAUUAAAGCGAUUCUGAAGAAUAUCAAAGGGCUGCUGUAUGAUUCGGGGCGCCAGAUCAGGGAAGAUGCUAUCAAACUGCGGCUGAAGGAGUUCCAAGAUUUGGUCAUCGAGGUUGAAGAUUUUGUGGACGAUUAUCAAUACAAGAAGUUCCAACGCGAAGCAGAGUUUAGAAGCCUUCAUGGGGCGACGUCGGAUAGUGUAGACGAUCUUCCACGCUCGAGGGCCCUGUCCGGAAGGCGAUUAUUGGAGAGAAACCGGAGAAACCGCGCAUCUUCUCAUCGUAAAAAACCUGUCGCAACGGAGGGGAGCCUUGGCGGAGUGACAAUGCGGCGUACAACACAUUCUCCGCCGCUCUAUAUCGACGGGGAAAGACCGUGUACAAUAGAUCCGGAUCCGGUACGUCAAUCUCAGAUUGACGAGAGCUUUGUGAAUCAGGCUGAGAGCUUCGGUUCCGCUUUCCUGCCCUGGAUUUACGGGAGUUCCGAUUCCUCUUUCGUCCCGAGUCUCCGGACUGACGGGAACUUCGUGAACCAGGUUUUGGUGCACUGGACUGCCCAUUUAAAUAAACCUGUUGAAAUCGAGGUUCCACUCAAUAUUGUGGUCAGGAUUGAAGUGAUGAAACGCACUAUUGAUGAUCUCCUCGCACAACGCCAGAAGGCCCAGAAAUGCUCGAGCCACCUGCUGCUAAUUUCGCAAGAGAAACAAGAUCCUAAGAAGUUGCAAAGGGUAGCAGAGUUUCUUCUUGCAGAGUCUCUAAAAUCAGACCAAGAUUUGAGCUACUUGCCUGAGGAUAGCAUCCGUGGAAGCAAGCAAUACCAAGCUCAUGAUGUAACUAAAGAAAUCUAUGGGAGGAACAGUGACCGGGAGCAUAUCAUUAGCUGGCUACUACUCGGUACAAAUUCCAGAUUUUCUCUUUUUGAGGAUGAACGCAGUAGAAAUAAGUUCUCUGCUAUUUCGAUAGUCGGCGAGGCAGGUGUUGGAAAAACAGCACUAGCUAAGGAAGUAUACAAUGAUCCCCUCGUAUGCAAAUACUUCAACUCAAGAGUCUGGCUUCACUUCACUGAGGAAUCUGAUGCUGUAAGCUUUUCAAAAGCAUUUUUUGUCUCUAUAACUGGAAAGUCAUGUGAUGGCAAAGAACCGGUUCAUCUUCAAAGUGUUAUGAAGGAAGAACUAAAGGGAAAAAAGCUUUUGCUCGUGCUGGAUGAUCUUCAGGACCUGAAUCUGAGACUGUGGGAAUACUUGCAAGCUCCCUUAGCUGGUGUCAGAAUGGCCAAGUUUAUAAUUACUUCCCGGACUGAGCUAGAAGCUAGCAAAUUAAGAGGAAUCGAAUCUUAUCCAUUGGGUUGCUUGCCUCUAGAUCUGUCAUGGGAUUUAUUCCAGCACUGUGCAUUUCGUGAAGAUUCCAGUCACCCACCUGAGCUCAUUGAAAUUGGAAAACAUAUUGUUCAAAAGUGUUGGGGAUUGCCUCUAGCUGUGAAAACUCUUGGAAGCCUUCUUGGCUAUCAAAUGGAUAGGCAGAUAUGGAGAGGUGUUUUGGAGAGUGAAUUGUGGGAAUUACAAGAAACUGAGACUGACAUUUCUCCAGCUCUUCAGUUGAGCUACUAUCUAUUGCCCACUUAUUUGAAACCGUGUUUCCUCUACUGUUCUCUGUUUCCUAGGGGAUAUAAGUUUGACAAAUACGAGUUAGUCAGAUUGUGGAUGGCACAAGGUUACAUUCAGCAUGAGGAUGAGGACUAUCAAAGUCUGGAAACCGUUGGUUGUAAUUACUUCCAUGAGUUGCAGAUGUUAACAAUUUUUGACAGAUCAUGGGAUGGGACAUUCACAAUCCAUGACUUGCUAUAUGAUGUAUCGAAGUAUAUGUCAAAUGGAGAAUGCUCUUCCUUGCCAAAUGUGAAGAUGUAUAAGGACUCAGGUAAAAUCCAUCAAUUAUACGUGACAAGUAGCAAGGGGACAAAUGAACUCCAGUCUUCUAAUGCAAACUUGACAUUGCAAUCAUUAUAUAAAAGUUUAGGUGCUUUCCCACCUAAUGAUAUUUUAACUAUGGCAUUGAUUGAGUCCGUGCAAGGCAUUCGGGCCUUGGAGUUGACAUGUCAUGGAGAUUCUUCAAUAGCUGAAACAACUCAAGAGGAGGCAUUGAAUGAAGUUAAUGCAUCUUCAGUAUCAAACCUAAGAUUCAUUCACCUGCGAUAUCUUCGAAUUUGUGAUAGAUUUAUUGAAGUCCUUCCUGCAGCUGUGUGCGAGCUUUACAACCUCCAGACACUGAACUUGGACAAAUGUUUAAAGUUAAGAGAACUGCCAAGUGACAUAGGCAAGCUUGUUAACCUACGGUAUCUUGGACUUUCUGAAGCAAACAUUGAAAAGUUGCCGAAAUCUGUUUAUCAAUUGCAAAAGCUUCAAUCCUUGAAAGUUGAUUAUUGCAGAAAUCUGAAGGAGCUACCCUACAACAUUGGCAAUCUUGUCAAUCUUUGCCAUCUCGGGCUUUCUGGAACAUCUAUCAAAAGGUUGCCUAGAUCUGUACAUCGCCUAUCCAAACUGUCAACACUAAAAUUGGACCAAUGCAAAAUCCUAAUGGAGUUACCCAGUUCCAUAGGAAACCUUGUGAACCUUAGACAUGUUACAGCUUGUAGGACAAAAAUCACAAAACUACCUGAGUCCAUCUGUUCAUUGUUCAACCUACUCACUUUAGAUUUGGCUUACAGCAAUCUUUCAGAGUUACCCAAUGACAUAGGUAACCUCUCCAACUUGAAUUACCUUGCACUUUCAUAUACAAAUAUUUCUAUUCUUCCAGAGUCUUUAUGUUACUUGUCUAGACUUUGUACAUUGAAGUUGAAUGGUUGCACAAAUCUUUCUCAAUUACCGAGUGGUAUUGGAGCCUUGAAAACAUUAAGCCACCUGGUAGUUUCUGGCAUCAAUAUUGAACAGUUGCCUGAAUCUGUAUGCCAAUUGUUGAACCUGGAAGUUCUUGUGAUGGAUGGCUGCAGAAGAUUUUUCAGUUUACCAGAUGGCAUUGGCUAUCUUACUAAACUGCAUCAACUUAAGCUCUCGGAUACAGAAAUACAAGAGUUACCUGAAUCUAUAGGUCAGCUAUCUAACCUGCAAAAUCUGGAUCUGAAUGGCUGCCAAAGGCUCUCUAAGUUACCUGAGAGUAUUGGAUAUCUUUCAGAACUUAGUAAUCUAGAAGUCACGGAGACAAAAAUCAAGACAUUGCCUGCAUCAUUCUGUCAGCUUUCUAAUCUGAAAGUGCUAAAUCUGAAUGGUAAUUUGGAUCUUCAAGAGUUGCCCAGUGGCAUUGAAAACCUUGCUAAUUUGUGUCAACUUGAACUUUCUGAAGUUGGCAUUGAGGUACUUCCUAGAUGCAUUGUCAGAUUGACUAACCUAGAGAAGUUGACUUUUGAGCACAAGAAGAAACCGUUUGAGAAUUAUCAGUUAUAAGCUUACUAAAGAAGACACUCUAACUGUUGUGUUCUUACCACUUGCAGUCUUGGUGCAGUAGUUAAAUGGAGCUCCAGUUCAGCUGAUAACUCAAACCAAAAAAGAAGGUUAGCUGAGUUAGAUUCACUUGUUGUGCAAGGUUCAACUAAAUCAUUUCUGCAGUUUCAUUUCAUUCAUUACUUCCAAUCCUUUCCACCAAGAGCAAUCUAACAAACUAUUUAAUGCACCCCCACCCCCACAUGGUUAGUUCCUCAAUAGCUUCAAGCUCUCAAUUGAAGGGGAGGUGCACAUGACCCUGUCCCAAAACCUCCCCUUUCUCGAUCUUCAAUUUAAUUCCUGGUCCACCCAAAUCCAAUCCCCUGACCUUUCCCUUUCCCCUGGCAUCAAGACAAGAUUUGCAGGAUAAAGCCCACAUGCACCGAAAUCUCUCCUCACCAGCAUUGAAUUCAUGCAGUUUGUGUACAAGAAUUGAUCCCUCGGCACGCCACUGCAUGUUAGGUGAACUCAUGGAGGGCACUGAUUUGAUGCUUGGCACCUCGCUGCUCCAAAAGCCCAUGAAGACUGUAAAUGUCGAGCCAGGCUUGGCUGGAACUUGCACAGUCACGUAGAGAAGAAGAAAGAGGCAUUGGUUGUCAUCUGAUGAGACUCAAUCCAGCCAAACUGAGGAGAAUUAGAUUGUGAAUGAGCCGAGCUCAACUAAAUUUUACGUUGUUCAAAUUUAUUUAAAAAGAUAAGUGAGCCAAGUCAAGUCGAAAUUAAAAUGAAUCAAGUUGUUGAAACGACUCUUUAAGCUUUACUUAAUUUCUUUUUUAUGAUCUUGAGCUUGGUUUGUUUAGAUAUCAUUGAAGUCUCAAUUAUAGAUUGUUUGAAACUUUUAUACUUUUAAA
This is a messenger RNA of Zingiber officinale, 4476 nucleotides long. RefSeq names its product putative disease resistance protein RGA1. The transcript has 2 exons. Gene Ontology annotation, molecular function: protein binding; ADP binding. The record is from RefSeq and is a predicted model, not a curated record. NCBI's taxonomy places the organism in Eukaryota, Viridiplantae, Streptophyta, Magnoliopsida, Zingiberales, Zingiberaceae. The coding region runs from base 23 to 3589 and encodes 1188 amino acids.